Molecule: messenger RNA, 1834 nt
Organism: Ruditapes philippinarum (Manila clam)
Lineage: Eukaryota; Metazoa; Mollusca; Bivalvia; Venerida; Veneridae
Exons: 2
Coding region: 306-992 (228 amino acids)
Source: RefSeq, a predicted model, not a curated record
AAAACCACACAUUAUUUAAGUGUGAAAUCAUUCCCAACGUGGCGUAAAUUCAAUCUUGCGAAAUAGAUUUAGUGGACGACGUUCCGUUGAUCACGUAACUGUUGUAUUUUAAAAUUCAACUGCUUUAUAAACAACUUUAAUGUAACAAUAAACCAUAUCAAUAGUUUCGCCUUAAAUAAUCAGGAUGGUGUUUCUUCAUCUAUUCGUUUUAAGCAUGAUAUUUGGACUUAUUGAAGUUCAAGACAUUAGAUGCCCCUAUGGAUGUCUAACAUGCCUCGGGGGAGUCCACUGUCCCACGUGCAUAAAUGGAUUUUAUUCUGUUAGAGAAGGUGCAUACACACAAUGUAAAGAAUGUCCUUCUAGGUGCUCUUCAUGCUUUGACCACUGGACCGUGUACUGUGUUGCUUGCACGAACGAAACUCGGUACGGAAAGGACUGCAGGGAGAUUUGUAGCAAUGGAUGUCUUAACUCAACAUGUGGCAAAACUUCUGGAGCAUGCUCAUGCAGAGACAACUAUGAAGGCAAUCGUUGUGAUAGUUGCGCUAAAGGCAAAUACGAAAUGGACUCUGAUUGUGUCAUGGAUUGUCCACAAAAUUGUAAGAGGUGUAUUUCGGCAACAAACUGUACAGAAUGCAAGAAUGGCUUUUUUGGCGAUGUUUGUGAAUUCAAUUGCUCAAGAGGUUGUUUUUUGGACAAAUGUAGUAAGAGUAACGGAACAUGCUAUCAGGGGAAAUGCAAACCAAACUUUGAUGGUACCAACUGCACAAACUGUUCUUCUGGGCUACAUGGGACAUCUUGUAAGUUACCCUGUUCUAAAAGCUGUAUCUCGUGUUCCUCAAGUACAAGUUGUGAUAAAUGCAAACACGGUUACUGGGGAAACGCUUGUGAACACACUUGCUAUCACUGGUUUUGUGUUGGAAAUAACUGACAAGGCUAGAAUGCUUGAAGUAACUCAUCUUAAAUCUGUACUACAAAUCUACAUGUACCCUUGACAAUAUUUGGACACUUGAAGUAUAAAAUCUAAAAUCUUUAUAUAUUUAACACAAAAUAUAUAAGAUAAAUAUAAAAUAUAAUGAAAUUUAAAUAACUAUUAUAUAUAAACAUAGUAAAGAACACCUACAUUCUUGAAUGUAUGUGAUUCGCACAAUAAUGUUUGUUCUAAAUAGUGGUUAAAGAUUUUAAAUUAGAUUCUAAUGGUUAAAGAUUUUAACCACUUAAUUUACUUGAAGGUUAUCAUGGAUAUGUGGCAUUUGCCGGCACAUUUCUAAAACCAUAAGCCCUGCGAGUACGCCAGAUAUUGUUAUUUCUAUAGUUAGUUAUUUCCACCAUUAUGCAUUAAAAUAUAUUUUAAAGGGAAUUUAAAAGAACUAUCAGGUAGAAAUAUUUAUACUAUGUAGUUGCUUAGACGUAUAACACAAUCAAAGUGGCAUUGCAUUGGGAUAUAACUUGACUUUCUGAAGAAAAUUACUUUCCUUCUUUUACAUAAUAUUUGAAGCGUGGUAUAAUUUCUUCUUCAGGUUAUAGCAUUUUAAUACAGACCACCUAUACAAAUGUAAGGCUGUUUGGGAUCUCAUUUCAAUUUAAGUCAAAUUAUUAGGAGAAGUAAUAUAAUAUGUCUGAAUGCAGUAAACGGCUUUAUACACUAAAAUUCGUAUAAUAGCUUAUAAAGAAGACAAUUACACUAAAUGCUUAGAUUAUUUUUAGCUCAACUAUUCGUUAGGAAUAAGUAGAGCUAUUGUAGUCACCCAAACGUCGGCGUAGCCACUUACGUUAAAGUUUUUGUAAUACCUCAAAUAUUCUCAAAAUCCAUUGACAUAUGGUUUUGAAACUUUGC